GACGGAGGACCGGGGUCACAAGAGACGGCGUUUGGGCGUUCGACUUCAAUUCGGCGCGUCUAACCACGAGAGUCUCGCGCUUAAGCUGCUGAAGGUGUGUUUGGGUAGUAGGUUGGGUCAGUUGGGUCAACCUUGGUCUCUCUCUGAGGCAUUCCAGGGCGACCUGAGAUCACAGCUUUCUUGGGAGGUAUCGAGUGAUACACGGCAUCGGACUUAGGCGUGUUUGAGUUAAGCUCAACAUGUCUUCUCAGACUCCACGCACAUCUUUACGAGAGGGCUUGCGGCAGGCUCCCAAGGCUAACCAGCCAUUCAUUCCUGACACUGCUCCGGUCCGGCGGUCACAUACCCAACCAAAUCAAUCGCCGCAGCCCACAGCAAUGUCACAAACUCAUUCGAACUCGCCCGCACCGAAUUCGAACAGUUCGCAUUUCCCCACUGAGGCGUGGGACGGAAAAGAGCAGAAAGUGCCCAUGAACACACGCGAGGUAGCAACGCCAGGCAACCGGCCGGGCCUUUUUUUGAACCUACAUGGCAAGGUGCCAAAGCAACCUGACUUCUAUGACCCCUAUUUCCCCCUCAGAUACCUCGAGGUCCCGAAGUCGGACCAUAUCUAUAAACGUGCUCAUUAUGGGCUACAGUCCGGCAUUCCUGAUGAGGUCGAUUUCGCAUUGUACCACCUUGUUCAGAUUUCGAACCAGCGUUGGGACAAAUUCAAGUUUGAGGGGUUUCCAUUGCUUGCCGAGAUGUUGAUGGAAACGGCCAUUGAUGUUUCAAUAAUCUGCACGGGGGUCAAAUGGGAACUCCAGUACGAUUUCCGUCAACCUAUGGAGCGAGUCAAUGUGCUCAACUCGCUACAUGGAACACGCGAUCUGCUCGAGAGGAUCAGCAAGAUACCCGUCACGCUGCCCACUGACACGCUUGAAACGCGCGAGUUCAACCAUAGUUUACGGAAUGUCAAAGAGGCUACCCUAGUUCUCCGCAACAUGGUUCUGCUCCGAGAGAACGCGUUUUAUGUUUCGCGUUAUGCGAACGGCCUACUGAGGGACUUCCUAGUCAUACUGAUCAACCUCCCUAAUCAGCCCCGUCUCAACGAAAUCAGGAACGACGCCUUGGACAUCGCAGAAGAGGUCACCAAAUUUAUGCGAACCGAUCCGGAGGAUCCUCUUUGGAAUUCUCUGCUCAACUGCCUCGAGUCACCCGAUCGUGCCCACAUCGUCCGGGCGCUCUGGGCGCUCACACAUUUCUCAACCGAAAUAGACGAGCCCGAGGCAAAUCGCGCACUGGAGCGCAUGCCAAAACAAUCCUUACAACAGAUGUACUUCCAUACUCUUCUGGACUUGGACAAGGACAUACUGAGCGGGGCGCUCGACUUCUGGUAUCAAUAUACGCUCUCUCGCGAGAACAUCGAAACCAUGCUGGACAUCUUUGAUUUUCCCAGUGUUUUCGUCCCACGAAUGAUCGCUCUCCUGAUGCACGAAGCGCGACCUUUUAAGCAAGAGACCGUUCUACAGGAGGAGAAAGUCGCGCCCCCGCCAUCGGAGAUUCCCCGUGUGCCAGCGGAGCUUCUGAAAGAUCUGAUGGAGCUACAAGAGCCGGAGCGCAGCUCCCGCUGGCUGCGUUGCUGCUUUGUUGAGGACGCCGAGUGUGAAAUCACUCAAAUAGCUCUGUGGCAAGCGUACCAGAGCCGAUUCGCGGAUCCUCGAGUUCCGGGGGGUGGUGUCCUUCCCGCAGCCGAGUUCAUUAAGAAUGUCAGCACCACUUUUACCAACGCGCAAGCGCAGGUCAUCAACGGGCCUGGUGCGGCGACUCGGUUCAUCAUCAAGGGCAUCCGUCCUCUGGAGACGGCCUACACAUUCCAGGGAUUCCCCUACAUUUACUGCAAGUGGGCGGACAACUCGAAACCCAGCAAGACCUGCCAGCGUGCUUUCGCUACCCCGACCGACUUGCGCAACCAUGUAUUCUCAGACCACAUGGAACUCAAGGCCACGGACACGCCAGGCCACUAUAACCUGGACCAAGCCGAAACCCCGGUCCACACUUGUUCUUGGGACAACUGUACUCGGUUCCGCUCGUCAGGCCCCAGUGCCAAUACCGCCAUGGUAGCCGGUCAUGUAGCAUCACACUUGCCCGAAGAGCGCCCUGCUGAUGCCGAUGCCCCCGUUCCUAAGCGCGCCGUGCUUCAAGAGCGGAUCGUCCGCAAAUGGUACAAUAUGAACACGCCCACCAACGACAGGCAUGAACCCAUCGGCGUAGCCUACAAGGCCGCGCUAGUCCUGCGCAACAUAGCCAGGAACCUGCCAACCGGCAUGGCACAGAAAUACAACGGGCUCUCGUGGAAGAAAGCCGUGUUCCUCAGCCAUCGUCCGAAGAUCGUGGAAACGUGGGACCGGAACCGGUCGCUACGCAAGGAACUCACCGAGUUAAUCAUGAUAAUAGAGAAAGAGGAUUACUAUUGAUUGAAAUGAAUCUG
This is a messenger RNA of Aspergillus sclerotioniger CBS 115572, 2470 nucleotides long. RefSeq names its product putative chromatin remodeling complex subunit (Rsc9). Lineage: Eukaryota; Fungi; Ascomycota; Eurotiomycetes; Eurotiales; Aspergillaceae. Gene Ontology annotation, biological process: regulation of DNA-templated transcription. Gene Ontology annotation, molecular function: DNA binding. Bases 240 to 2456 code for a protein of 738 amino acids. The record is from RefSeq and is a predicted model, not a curated record. The transcript is spliced from 3 exons.